AUGAUAAGGCGUUCCCAAACUGUACGGAACCAGCCACGCCCAUCUCUAGCCUUAAUAUCCGAUGAUCUUGGCACUCUCAGAGAAGGUGACGAGUCGAAUGAGGACAUUCUCCGGAAGCAACUGAUUGAGAAAGACAGAGAGUGUGAUCGCCUACAGACCCAAGUUCAGCAACUCCAGGCUCAGCUUGCUCAAAGGCCAUCGUUAGAAACAGUACAGGAGCUGAAAAAAGAUCACAAGAACUUGGAACUCCUUCUUCAGGGGACACAGAGGGAAAAUGAGCGUUGCAUGGCCGAUAUUGAGAGAGGGAAGACGCGUGAAAAAAUGCUAGAACGCGAAUUAGCUCGGCUGGCGGGAGACAAUUGGCAGUCAUCAUUAGACAUCACGCCGAGUCCAGCAACAUUCCAGCCGCGUGCCACUCUUCACGGACAUCGACAUUCACCUGCUCCUGCCGCGUCCGACGCCAGUGGUGACACAGACAAUGCGGCAUUGUUAGCGCGCCUUGAUCAGAUUCGUUUGACCGUUCUGGGAAUGGAGCAGAGGGCGUUGCUGAGGGAGGAGAAGCUCAACAAGAAUAUCGAAAUAGCAGAAGCAGAAGCUCGGAAGUACGAAGAUAUAUCCAAGUCCUUGUCUGUGUAA
Molecule: messenger RNA, 636 nt
Organism: Guyanagaster necrorhizus
Lineage: Eukaryota; Fungi; Basidiomycota; Agaricomycetes; Agaricales; Physalacriaceae
Exons: 4
Coding region: 1-636 (211 amino acids)
Source: RefSeq, a predicted model, not a curated record